GCGUCGAAUGAGCAUUCAUUGAUGGAGGUGAGGCUCGUAAUUUAAAUAAUUAUCCAAUUUGAAAAUAGAAGUUUAUCUGUGUGAUUCGUUAUUAAGUAGUACUAUUGUCAAGUAAAAGCUUUUCUUUUACAUUAUUGGGUCGUAGUAUCUGGAAAUACACUGUGUCAAUCUCAGUAUUGAUUCAUACUACUACCUCACCUUUCAGGUACAGGUAGAGGCUCGUAGCGGAUUCUGUUUUACGAUCAUAGGAAAGUUUUUCUAAAGCACCUGCAUAAGUGUAACGCUCCAUAUAUUGUUUCAGUAUACUGGGUUAUCAUUCUGCAGCUGCAGGUGUCCUGUUAUAGACAAUUAGUUUAAAAAAAUUCUACGAACCUCUACUGUCUCUGAUUAAAGACGAAGGUAGUACGAAUAAACGAUUAGACGUAGUUUUGCUUUUAAAAGUUAUGAUUUAACAUCAUUUAACUGUGUGAGUCAUAAAUUUACUUUCACACAGUAUGUAACAAUUCGGACAAUUUUUUCAGAUAAUACUGAUCAACAAAACACAACGAUAAAUUUUUAUUUUUCAAGUCAGUUUGCUAAAUGACAUAUUGAAAAAUAUAUAUUUGGUAUGUCAUUAGUGUGUCAACGUGCUUUAGGUUAUGUUUUUGAAUUCAGAUCUUUUUAUGUAUGUACCAACAACAUACAACGCAAUUGUUGAGAAAUUGUCGAUUUUGAGUAAUAUAAAAUAAGAUUUUAUAAGUGUUUUUAACGUAAAUAUGAAAAGAAGCUUUUUUUUAAUUAUAGGAACAAAGCCACAUGGUAGAAAGUAUCUAAUUAUGUCUACGUAUCGUCUGAUCUCAUGGGGUGCAAAUUCCCAUGGUCAGUUAGGACAAGGUAUCUUAUCUGAACAAUGCAUCCUACCUCAAGAAGCCGAUAUCACCGCAUGUCCCCUGAAACCAGAAGCUAUAAAGAAAAUCGUCGGUGGUGCCGGACACACGCUGAUCUUAGACACAAACGGUCGUAUUUACUGCUGUGGAUGGAACAACAAGGGACAAACCGGAAACGGCAAGCAGGAGGAAAAUGUUUUAACGUUUCAGAGAGUAGAUGCUCUCAAGCAUGAACGAAUAAUCGAUGUGUGCUGCGGAUGGGACAGUUCCGCGGCGUUAACGAGAGAUGGUGAAUUAUAUGUAUGGGGCUCCAAUCGUUAUGGACAAUUGGGUUUGGACCCUGCAGUUUUUCCGUCUGUACUACUACCUCGCAGAGUUUCUAUAGGCACGAAAAUCAAACGUGUCGCGAUGGGUCUAAGACAUACCGCCGUGGUGACGGAAAAUCACGAACUCUAUACUUGUGGAGCAAACAAUAAAAGGCAAUUGGGUUUAAUCAAUCCGGAGACCAUGGAGCCUUAUACGUCUGCGAGUGCAUUUACCAAAGUUUCAGAAUUGGUAAUGCAAGGAAACGUAGAAAACGUUGCCUGCGGUCAGCAUCAUACCGUCGUGACAAGAAGCGAAAAGGAUUUGUGUGAUGUAUACGUUUUUGGUGACAAUAAGCAUGGACAAUUGGGAUUCUCUCCUAAGACACCUAAUAUGCAAUUACCGCAAUCUAUAAGCACCUCACGGUUCAAUAUGCCAGUUCAAAUUCAUGCCGGAUGGAGUCACACGAACAUCCUGAGCAACGGCGCUAUUUUCUCAUGGGGAAGAAAUGACUACGGUCAAUUAGGUCGUUCUUCAUCGAAUGUACAAAAUGAAACGUCUGUAAAAGAGGAUGUUCUACGUAUCGAACACAUCCCAACGAUUGUUCAGCUUUCAGUUGGUUCGGAACAUAACAUUGCCGUAACUGGUGAUAAAACGAUAUUAUGUUGGGGCUGGAACGAGCAUGGAAACUGCGGUAACGGGAGCACGAAGGACCUCUUGCGACCAGAAUUCCUUCCAAUUCCGCCGAAUUUUAUUGGCAUUCUCGUUGGUGCUGGUGCGGGACAUUCAUUUGCUGUGAUAAAAAGCGUUACCUGAUUAAUGAUAUAUUACACACAAAUAUAUUAAUUAUUAAAUACUAAUUGUAAAAAUAUGUACAUCUCAGUGAGACGUAUUUUUAUAAAUAAUUUUUAA
This is a messenger RNA of Ooceraea biroi (clonal raider ant), 2081 nucleotides long. RefSeq names its product secretion regulating guanine nucleotide exchange factor (gene Sergef). The record is from RefSeq and is a predicted model, not a curated record. Lineage: Eukaryota; Metazoa; Arthropoda; Insecta; Hymenoptera; Formicidae.